Ciona intestinalis (vase tunicate) is the source of this 5436-nucleotide messenger RNA. The record is from RefSeq and is a predicted model, not a curated record. Lineage: Eukaryota; Metazoa; Chordata; Ascidiacea; Phlebobranchia; Cionidae.
AAUAACGCUGGAUUAAUUUAGGCAAUGGAAAACAAAUAGUUACAUUACAGUGGAGCAUUUCUUUUUACUUUUUUUAUUUAUUCAAGCAAAAUUACCGUAAAACAAACUUACGUACAUAUAAACAAAACUUCUAUUUUAAAAUACAGGAUGUCUAGUUCAGCACAUUCCUUGCACCAAAGAGCUGGUAAAAAAACAGUGCUAAAAAUUGACAAAGAAAAUAAUAAUGUUACUACUCAUCCAGUAAUCAAAUUGAAAUCACAAGUUGCUGCAAAACCAAGCAAUGAAACAAAGGUGAAAAAUGAAAGUGCUAAGGCUAGGCUGUUGCCUAAGCCUGUCCUUAUAUCCAGUAAGUUGGAAGUCAAUAUGACAAGUUCCGGUCAUGCUGGAAAAGGUAGUACAAAAGACAAGCUGGAGCAAAAGGGUGUAAACAGUCCCUUAAAAUCAGUUUCUAAAGCUAAAAUGGCAUCAAAUUCAGCUGCGAAGGAAGGGUCAGAAAAAGAAUCAAAACCACAGAAAGUGUCAAGACCAAGAACUUCAUCUGCCGCCAUGUUUUUGGGCAAAACUGCUGAUGGGCUUGCUUCGUCACCUCGCAAAUCCCAAGUUCAUGAUUCAACCCAUAUUAACCAAAACAAGACCUUAAUGAACGCAACUGCCCAAUCUCCUAAGCAACGUAAAGCACCACCAAGUUCAUCAAAAAAAGUUGUAACACCAGGAAGACCAAUCUCUGCUCCUGUUACUGGUAAAAGCCCGUUAUUGCACCUUCCAAACAAAGUUACGUUUGAUACAGCCGCUGCGUCUAGCCCAAGUUAUAAGAAAAUCCCUAAAGAUGUUGUUCGGCAUGCUGUGCAUAAUCUGCAGGAGUCAACUGGUAAACCAAACCUUGUGAAAAAAGAAACGGAAGUGAAUUCUGCUGUGAAACCUGUUCGCAAAAGCUUAAUCAGUGUGUUUGAUCAAAAGUCAUUCGGUAACCUGAGUAGAAGGAAAAGUCGCCAAUCAGUAUGCUUGGAAGAUGUAAGUGCAAAAGAUUUCAGCGUCACUGUUGCUGUGAGAGUACGACCCUUUAGUCAAAGGGAAAUAGAAGAGGAAUCAAAGCAAGCAGUUUACAUGAAUGGCAAUGAAACUGUGGUUAAAGAUGGCGCAACAGAACAUGCGUUUGUGUACGACUAUUCAUUCUGGUCAACAGACAAAAAGAAUGGUGAGUUUGCAUCACAAAAAGUAGUGUAUCAGAAAGUAGCCAAGCCCCUAUUAAGCGCAGCAUUCGACGGAUACAAUACUUGUUUGUUUGCUUACGGACAAACAGGGAGUGGGAAAUCUUACACCAUCAUGGGUUUGGGUGAAGACAGUGGAUUAGUCCCAAGAUUUUGCGACGAGAUGUUUUCUACUGCUCGUAAAAAGUCACAGCGACAGAAAAAUAUAAGCUACCACAUCCAAGUGAGUUAUUUUGAAAUAUAUAACGAGAAGAUUCAUGAUCUGUUGACUUCAUCUGCUAACUCCAACUCAGUAGCAGACGUGGAUAAUGCUGCUGCGAAACCAAAUUUGCGUGUGCGAGAACACCCAGACCAUGGCCCUUAUGUUGAAGGACUUUCAAAUUUCAUUGUUACAUCGUUCAAUGAUGUCCAAGCAUGGUUGGAGGUCGGUAAUCGACAACGAGCGACUGCUGCUACGGGGAUGAAUGAUAAAAGUAGUCGCUCUCAUUCAGUGUUCACCAUUACUAUGGAAGAAACAACAGUCGAGGAUUUGGAAGGCCAGAAACAUGAAACAGUGAAGAGAAGUUUAAUCAACUUGGUAGAUCUUGCUGGAUCUGAACGGUUGUCUAAGUCAGCUACUAGUGGCCAACGAUUAAAGGAAGGGGCGAGCAUCAACACAUCUUUACUAACAUUGGGAAAAGUGAUCUCAGCUUUAUCAGCUCGAUCUAAACUUGCUGUAAAAAGAAGGAAACAACUUUUCAUUCCUUAUCGAGAUUCUACGCUUACAUGGAUACUUCGUGAGAGUUUGGGUGGUAACUCACGCACAGCCAUGAUUGCCACCAUCAGCCCUGCUAAUGUUCAUAUUGAGGAAACACUAAGCACAUUACGAUAUGCUAAACAAGCUCGUACCAUUGUUAACUUGGUAAAGGUUAAUGAGGAUCCUAAUGCAAAAGUUAUUCGAGAGCUGAAAGCUGAGAUCCUGAAGUUGAAAGAGGCGUAUCGUCAAACGGAGAUUGCUCCUGAGGAGUACCAGGCAUCACUACGGGAGGUUGCGGCUCUUCAGCAGAGGUUGAGUGCAGCGGACCAAGAGAAGAUGGAGGUACAGGAGCAAUGGAGGAGGAGGUUGGAGCAAAGUGAGAAGAGGAAAGCUGAGGAGAUUAAUGAACUCAAGAGAGCAGGUGUGUCGUUCAAAGUUGACAACCGACUUCCAAACCUCGUCAACUUGAAUGAAGACCCCCAACUAUCCGAGUUGUUGUUGUAUAUGAUUAAGAGGGGAACUACAAGUGUUGGACAGAAAGGUGGUGAAUGCGACAUCCAGUUAUCUGGUGCCUUGAUAGCAGACCAUCAUUGUAAGAUAACUAACACCAAUGAGAAAGUAUCAAUCCAACCAAUAGCUGAUGCAAGGACGUAUGUGAAUGGAGAGCUUAUAACUAACCCUGUCACUUUACACCAUGGAGACCGAGUGGUAAUCGGAGGUGAACAUUUCUUCCGACUGAACAACCCAAUUGAGAUUAAGUCUGGCAUGAAGAAGAGAGGGUCAGGGGAGAGAAAGGACUUUGAGUUCGCUAAGUCCGAGCUCAUACAGAUACAAAAUGACAGAAUGCAGGCGGAGAUGGAAGAAGCUCAACUUCGAUCGAAACGUGAAAUGUUACGCGAGAUUGAAGCUGCUAAGCAUGAAGCUGAGGUGGAAAUAUCAACACAGAGGAGUCAGUUUCAAUCAGCCAUAGAUAACCUGCAAGCCCAACUCAAAGCUGGCAAGCGAGUCCAACAGGAGCUGGAGACGAUAAAAGAAGAGAAAGAGUCGCUUGAGAUGAUGGUGAAUGCUGGGAGGAGGAAUAAAGAGAUGGAGGAAAAGAUGUUGGAAGAACAAAGAGAGACCUGCCACAGUAGAUUGAAAGCUCAAGUCCUCGCAGAUUUAGAAGAAGAAUCUCGUAAACUAGCACGAGACAUGGAAAGGCUGCAGAAUAAAACUAAGACAUUCAAGAUAAUUGACAGCCCAGUGAUUGCCAGUCAAUCAUCUAGCCCACUACGUAUCUCACUCCUUCUACAAGAAGCUAACAACAUAAGUAGAAAGUGGAAGAAAGAAACAAACUUUAGCAGGCAUGAUGUAGAGAAAGAUGGGGAAACUGUUAUUAAUAUUAAAGUUGAGAAUAGGAAGUUGGGGAUUUGGACGAUGUGGUCGGUUGAUAAACUAGAGGAGAAGUUGGAUAUGAUGAGGGAGAUCUAUAAUGAUGCAGGGGUGGAUGGAGGAAGGGAUGGGGAGACAGAGAAUAUCUUCUAUGAUCCUAAAGAUGAGUGGCAGGAGGUUUAUAAUCCAGAGAUAACCGACACCCCCACCUCGAACCGUCGCACUUCACGCAAGUUAAAACGUCGUUUAUCUUCCCUUGUACUUGCACGAGCUUCCCCCAACCUCCAGCAAUCCCUGAUGAGAUUACAUAAGGAGCAGAAUUCAUCAAUUGCUCAACACAGUCCCAUUGAUGCAGCCUUCAUUGUGGAGCUUUGUAAAAAACAAAUAGAUGAAGCUGUGUUAUGCAUUGAGCAACACACAGACACACACAUGGAUAAGAUGCUUCUUUCACUCGAACAAAUCAAGUCAAUCACUCAAAAAAUACAACACAAGUUCCAGGAAGAUGAUGAUUACUUCAAGUCCGCAUUAUACCCUGAGCAUUGUUUAAAUCUAAGCCAACAUAUAAGUAACGUGGUGUCUAUAGUUGGCUUCAUACACCACCAUACUAAUGUUGUAUGCGUUACUUCAUCAUCGUUAUCAACACUACUCAUGCAACUUCAAAAGGCUACGAAGAAAUUGACCAACAAUAUUACGAGGCUUUUGCAUGGUUGCCACAAUGACAUUCAACAAAUUGUGACCGAGUCAACCACGAACAUUAUUCAACUACUGCCGAAUAUUUCCAAAUAUUGUGGAGCUGUUGCCAUUGCUGCUAACAUGCAAGUGUCGCUGUUUACUGAGAACCACCAGCAGAACUUAAGCCAUCGAAUCAAACGAGCAUUCUUACAAGGUGGGGAUACUUUCAUGAGGAAAACUUUGUCGGGUGGGAUCGAAAAACUUAAAAGGGUGAAAAAGUCAAAGCUACCAGAUGAAGGAGGAGACAUGCUUGGUAAUCUGACAGAAGCUGUCAAGAAACUUUUACAAUCUUGUCUGGAUUUGCAGGAGGAAUUAUAUGAGGUUUCCAUGCAUGCGCAUGAAACUGACGUGCCACCCCAUUAUUAUAAACAAUAUCUACAUUGGACACAAAGCCUUAUUGCUGAAGUUGGUUCCUUGAUUAGUGGAGUAUCACAGCUUAAUGCAAAGCAUAAAGAUGAAACUGGUUCCCACACUGAUGAUUUACGACAUCGCUCUGAAUUAUUGUGGCGACCUACUUCACGUAUUGCUGAGUUAUGUAUGCAAAGUGAUGGUUUAUCUGCUGCAGUGCAUGAAAUGAAGUACAGGGCAUCUUCUAACAGUAAUAGCAACAACAACAGUAAUAGAUCAAGUGAAGACCAAGACACUGAUGACACAGAGUGUGACAGCUUACGAAAAGCAGUCCAAGCUACAGCACGAUCUGUGCACGAAACCCUGCGUGAGAUUAUCGACUUUGCUGAUGCUUCAAAUUCUACGUUCAAUACUGCUAAUGAAUCUGGAAUUACCCAGAGAAGUGACAGUCAAAGAAAUCGUCGCAAACGAAUAUUACCAACAAGCCCAUCACUGUUAUACGCAGAUGACCUUUCAUCAUCAUUGGCUGUUAAAAACACUGUAACUAACUGGUUACAAGCAGCUGACACAUGUACAAGCAUACAUAUGGAUGAUCUGCUUAAAAGUACAAGCUCGGUUUAUGUUUGAUCCAAUCAUUUGACCAGUUUUACUGGUACCUCAUAUUUAAUUUAAUGCAGUCUCGCAUUACAGUCAUAUAAGUUUCAUAUUAUUCUUCUGGAUUUUUUCUUUGAUGUAUUAUUAUUACCCACUAGUAAAUAGGCUUACAAUUUCUUUAAUCCUGCCGCUAUUGCACAUGCUACUGCCAAAGAACACUAACUAUGUUGUUCUUUGUACUGCUACAAUCAAAGUGUGAGUUGCAGUUUGAUUAGCUGUGGGCAAGUAAUUGAAAAUGCGUCAUUUUCGUAAGGGUGCGUAUGUAGUUCAAGCAUAUUUGUAGUGACUGAAGCGUGUUUAAUUAUUUAUAUAACUACGUUGCACAGUGUUGGUGUCGGUUUGUCUCACAAAAAGAUAUGCGCAUUAUUAAAAGGUUGCUAAUAUUCG